CGCUGUCCCACACUGCCCCACAUUCCGCUUGCUCUCACUCCUGAACAAGCCCCUAUUCUUUCUUGCAGCCUCUUCUGAGUUUGUAAAGAUGUCCAGGUUUUGGCAAAGUAUCAUCUGUGUCGUUGAGAUAUUCCACAAAUAUGCCCUUGAGGAUGGCGACAACCAGGCAACACUCACCCGCAGAGAGCUGAGACAGCUCCUUGAGGGAGAAAUUGGAGACUUCCUUCAGCCACAUGUCUUUCAUGCUGUGGAGAGAAAACUGAACCUUCUGGAUCUUGGCAGAGAUGGUACCAUCAGUUUUGAGGAAUUUCUUCUUGCAAUCUUCAGCAUAUUGAAUCCCUCUUAUUUUGCCAUAAAUUCAGAACCAAGACUGAUGUCUAAAUCAGAGAAGAUGGAUGCUGUAGAUUUUGGAGCAAUCACUGGAGGCACUCAGCGGGUAGUAGGGAUCGGGCCAACUCAAGAAAGGCUCAUACUUCCAUUAGAAAUGGCAUCAUCAGAUCAGAUCAGCAAUGAAGAAGGUGAGGCAGGUGACGAGCCUAGAGCGAGCCCUUGGGAAGACAUUAAGGCCCAUAGCCUGCCAAGAAAUGUGUCUGAGCCAAAUGACUCUGAGAACCAACAGCCAAAAGAAGAUGCUCAGGAAGUCGUGCAAAACAUACCAGCAACAGAAUAUGAUGGAGUCCAAUUUAAGAGAAAUACAACAGUAGAAGUAUCCAAACAGAGCACCAGUCCAACACAGGAGAUCCCAAGAGAAAGAAGUAAUCCAUCCAGGAGGCAAAGUGACACCAAGAUAAGUGACCAAAUGACACAGAGUCCAACUGAAGAUGGGGAACAGGCUUCUACAACACAAGAUCCAGUUCUUCAGAAAGAAGACAAAGCCACUGAGUCAGUGCCCACUGAUUUGCCAGUAGUAGCUGCUACCGGGAAAUCAUCUCAGACACAGGAAUUUUUUGAGGCUACGGAUGAUACUAGACUAUCGGAGACUCAAGAAGCUGGGAAGGAUGCUGGCAGAAUACCACCUGACACCACAAAUUUAGAGGAGCCCAAGGCUGACGCUAGAGCAUCUGAGAGCCACAGAUUACCAGCACAAGAAAGAGAGCAUGAAACAGGCGACCAGUCUGUCCAAAGCCAGAGCAGAAAUGUUUCUAAAACAUUUAGUAGAGGUGAAUGGGAAGAGGAGCAGAAAGCAACCAGAUCCCCAGCAUCAGAAGCUGAAACACACGAUGAGAAGUGUCAAGAAUUUCCAAGGUCGAGGAGAGAAAAUGAUGCCGAAAAGGGCUCUGCUGUGCUAGAUCCAAGCUCUGAAGAAGGAAAUCAGAAUCUCCCUGAAAUUAAGGAAGAAUCUAUCUCAGGAAAGGAGACAAGACACAGUGAGGAAGAUACAGUAGAUGCAUUUGCAGUCAACAAAAACAGCCCUACGGCUGAAAAAACACUGGGAACAAGAGAAAGGUCCCAGGAGCUGGCACCACUUGAGAAGCAAUCUCAAGGAAAGGAGCAUAAGGCCAUCACGACUCAUGACAAGCCAGUCAGGAAGGAGGACCACAAUGAGGGAGAAGAUCCUGAGGUAUCAGUUACACAGAGUGAUGAGGGCUUUUAUGAAACUCCCAACAGCCUGGCUCAGGAGGUAGGUAAGAGCAGCUCAGAGACAGCUGUACCAGGGGAUUCACAGAGUCAGGAAGACCACCAUGGAGAUGCUAAACAAGAAAGUUACAGUAACAACCCAGAUCCUCUGAAGCAGGGAGCACCAGGUGAGAGCAGCAGAGAGCAGGAGGAGGUAGUGCUGUCAAUCCAAGAAGAUGGACAGCUCCCAGAGGAACAGAAUCAGUCUGCCAGAGAGAAGCAUGAUGGUCUGAGUUCAAGGACCAAAAGAGGCCCAGGGGCAGGUGUGGCGCCCAGUGAAGGUGGGGAGGUACAGGAGGCCACAGCAGCAAGUGAACAUAGAAAAUCCCUAGAGGCAGAGGGUUCAGAGGCCCAGUGAGUCUACUGAAUGUUGAUCUAUUUGGCUUGAUGGGAACUUUGGAUUCAAGUUGAUAAUUAAAUAACUUGAUGAUC
Arvicanthis niloticus (Nile rat) is the source of this 2049-nucleotide messenger RNA. It is a transcript of the gene Tchhl1, whose product is annotated as trichohyalin like 1. Gene Ontology annotation, molecular function: transition metal ion binding; calcium ion binding. NCBI's taxonomy places the organism in Eukaryota, Metazoa, Chordata, Mammalia, Rodentia, Muridae. The record is from RefSeq and is a predicted model, not a curated record.